AUGACGACCAAUUUGAAGAAUGGCGGAACGGUCGAGCAGAAGAAGAAGGAGGCCGAAAAGGCCCAGCGCGAAAGGGAGAAGAAGGCGGCUGAGGAUGCCAAGCGGGAGGCGGAACUCCUCAUGAAUAAGCCGGCGCAGAUUCAAAAGGUGCCCUUUGGCGUGGAUCCCAAGACGGUGAUGGAGCGCAAGACGGAGAAGAGGAGUUUAUACACCGAUACUAGGGCUGAGGAAGAGGAGGUCAAGAAGGUUGAGACCUCGGCAGACUGGGACGAGGAGAAGCUGCGGUCCGUCGUCUUGUCCAAGAAGGGCAACCAAAAGACGACAACGGACAAAGUGUGCAAGUACUUUGUUACCGCCAUCGAAGACGGCAAGUACGGCUGGUUUUGGACAUGUCCAAACGGCGGUGAUAAGUGCAUGUAUAAGCACGCUCUGCCACCUGGCUUCGUCCUGAAAACCAAGGAGCAGCGAGCUGCCGAAAAGGCCCUCAUGGACAAGUCCCCUCUCAAGACCCUAACGUUGGAAGAGUUCCUAGAGUCGGAGAGGCACAAGCUCACGGGCACGCUCACGCCAGUAACCCCGGAAUCGUUUGAAAAGUGGAAGAAGGAUCGUUUGAGCAAGAAGGCUGCCGAGGAGCAGGCGAUCAAGGCCAAGGAAGCCACCGGCAGGGCCUCUUCGAGAAAACUCCGCCAGGAGACCGAGGCUAUCCGUGAAAGGAAAGAGGAGGAGCGCCUUGCCACCCUCCACGGAGAUGUGGCGCCAAACGAUGCGGAUGGGGGAACCGCGGGUGUCUGA
Parascedosporium putredinis is the source of this 792-nucleotide messenger RNA. NCBI's taxonomy places the organism in Eukaryota, Fungi, Ascomycota, Sordariomycetes, Microascales, Microascaceae. The record is from the annotation of a GenBank genome assembly.